Ostrea edulis (European flat oyster) is the source of this 4964-nucleotide messenger RNA. RefSeq lists its product as uncharacterized. The coding region runs from base 89 to 3775 and encodes 1228 amino acids. The record is from RefSeq and is a predicted model, not a curated record. The transcript has 15 exons. NCBI's taxonomy places the organism in Eukaryota, Metazoa, Mollusca, Bivalvia, Ostreida, Ostreidae.
AAAAAUUGAAACGUUUAAUAAACAGUCAACAGUAAGCAGAAUGUGACCAACUUCCACAACUGUUGAGAAUAUAUUGACGUCGUCAGUAAUGGCAGAGAGAAAGCGUCGUGAUUCAGCUGUUGAGUCUGAUCUCUUGCAAAAGCGUUUUAGAGCAGACUCCAACAGCAAAGACGAUGACGAGGGUGAUGACGAUGAUGGUGAUGAUGGUGAGGAGGAGGAGGAGGAAGAAGAGGAAGAAGACAAUGUUACCAAUAUCUACUGUCAACUUUCUGAAUAUGACCAGGCGAUCCUACUUCAUUUGUUGGCAAGACAUGGCUGGAUUUAUUCUAUAGAUGAAGGGAUAGAUGAAGGGACAGAUGAAGGGGAACUCCAUGAAUAUUUGGAAACAUUUAGAAACUUGUGUGACAUGGACAGCAGACCAGUAGAGGAGGAUAUCCGUUUUAUUAAAUCAAUGGCUGACAAAGGGGACGUGUUGAAGUGGGACGGUGGAAAACUAGAGUUUUCUUCUCCUGGGGUCAGAUAUAGGGUUAUUGAAGAGUUUGCAGGCUGUGUCAGAACUGACAGUGAAUAUCUGAUAUUGAGCAUAAUUAUUGAGAAGAACUGGAGUGACCCUAAAUCUGAAGGAAUUAGAAAACGAAUCACCCAGAGCAUUCUACAGCCUUUUUUCUGGAGAAAAGGACUUGAUUCCAUCGACCUCUUUGUCACAAAGGGAUAUCUGAUUAAUAUGUUCUGUGAUGGACGGAGAGUUAUCAGCGAAAUACUGUGCCUUCCCUAUGAUGUAUUCAAUCUUGAUGACGAUACCACGAACCGGUUAAUACAAUUCACAAAGACACUGGAAUCACAGCGACAGGCGCCCCCCGGUAUCCUGAGUCACAACAGUGCUCUUGGAUCAUUUUUAAUCCUUGAGAAUUUGGACAAAACAAUAGAUUUGUAUGGACUGUCACUCUCCAGACAAAAAUGGAGCAUUCUUAUCCACAUCUUGACAUCAGAGAAAUACAAUGCGUCUCUAAAUUCAUCAUGGAAAGAUAAAACAAGAGCUCUGGGAGAAGUAUUUCCAGUCCUGCAGAACGACUCUAUAGUCGAUGAACACGAUGUCAUUAAGGAAUUGAUUGAAAAUGACAAAGUACUGACAUACCAAAAGAACAAUAGCUCCGUUGGGUUCGCGUCAGACGAUGUCCGCCAUCAGGUGAUGAGUUACUUUGUCCAGAAUUGUCUGAACACUGUCGAGGACUAUGAGAACUACUUCAGAUUGUCGUCAGUAGACUCGUUGUUGGAGUAUGUACGUACGUGGUGGUACAACAGAGAUACAGAUGAACGAUGUAUGUACCUAACGGAGGGACUUGAGGAGUCCUUUAUCAAGAGACUUGGAAUUGAUGCAAUACGUCAUAUAAUGGUGGAGUUUAGAGAAGACAGUGACGGCAACAUCAGUAGAGGAAGAGAGAACUGCAUUCUAGAUAAAGUGAAACAAAUACUUGAUCAGGUACCAGAUGAAAUCUCCGACUGGGAUUACGAAGCACGGUGUCGGUACGUGGAGUGUGCUAAAAGAGGAACACAGACAAUACACAGAGCGCGUAUGAUGAUCGUGGGCUGUGCCGGAGCUGGUAAAACUACUCUUCUUAGACGUCUACAGAAACAGGGUUUAGAGGAGUUAAAACAAGUGGAGUCUACUGUAGGACUGGAGGUUCAUGAAGAUCUGUUUGAAAUAACAGACAGUGGUUGUUUGAGAGCACUACCUAAGGAUACAGGAAAAGAGGACAAGCAGAUUCUGAGUGUUGUGGACUUCGGGGGACAAUGUGCCUAUUACGCCUGCCAUCAAGUUUUCCUCAGCAGAAGAGCAUUUUACCUGCUCGUUUUGGACAUGUCCAAAUCUUUCAGUGAAAAGGUUGAUGAAAGUUUGUGUGAACAAAAUGGAACAAUGUUUGCCGACUGGACUUACGGAGGGUAUGUUAUGUUCUGGCUUAAGUCAAUCCACACAUACUGUGCAGAGGACACGUCCAUUAUUGUUGUAGCAACACACAGUGAAAAUACCGACGAAAGGGACAAGGAGGAUUUUUUUGAUAGACUUUUGGAUUUGCUUCCGGCAGAUGAUACAAAGCUUAAGAAACACUUUCGCCGGAAUAGAUGUUUCUUUAUCGGUCUACCUAUUGAUGAUACCGGCUGCUUGGAUCCUUUAUCUGACUUAGAACAUUGCAUUGUUUCCAUCGCCAAGGAUCAUAGAUGGAAAGAAUCUAUUCCCAAAGAAUGGUCAGUAAUUGAAUUAGUUUUCAUGAAGCGGAAGGAAAAAGCGAAAGAAUUCGAUGAACGAAUUGCAAGGAUUAUUCCAGUCAGCGAACUGGAGGAAAACUAUUGGCUUGAUUCGAAAAAUGCCCGUGUGAAGGUUCAAGAUGCUUUACGCUUUUUCAAUGACAUCGGUUUGAUUCUCUACUUCAAUGAAAAAGAACUGUUAGAAUCACUUGUUAUCGAUGUCCAGUGGUUCGUCGAUUCUUUCAAGUUCAUUAUAUCAGACAAGAAACACGUCCGAGAUUUGGCAGAAACUGACAAUGACUGGAAAUAUUUCAACCAAACCGGAUACCUCAGACACAGUCUUCUUACACGUAUCUGGGAAGAUUUAUUCAUAGAGUCAGAAGAGGAAGAUUCAAUAUUACAGUACAUGCAAAGACUUGGACUAUUGGCGAUUGGGGAUGAUAAACAUUAUGUUCCUUGUAUGAACAAAAGAGACUUUGGUAGAAAGGAAACCAUCGCACUGCGGGGGAUGGAAACGAAAUCGUCAGUGCUAGUACUUCAUUUCGAGUUCCUGCCCUUCUUCUUCUACUGUCGGUUGAUAGUUGCUUGUAUUGUUGGUACUGAAUGGAAAGUGGUGAUAGAUAAUGCGAUACCGUGCCUAUAUAAAGAUGUCGCUAUAUUCGUUUACAAAGACCACCUUAUUGCCCUUGUUGUGACGAUAUCAGCAAUACAGAUUCAGAUAUUUCGUCCACAAAAUACACCUAUAGAUCCUGAUAUCGCCUCAAAUAUAAAAACAACUCUAGAGAACAGACUAGGAUACUUAAUGAGCACAUUUCACAAAAAAGUGACAUACAGGAUCGCGUUCCAAUGCUCUGUCCAAGAUGUUUUGACUCGAGAUGUGAAUUGUUAUGUGUAUCAAGAGGAAAUACCAGACAGGGGAGAAGUAAUGUGUCCAAGGCACCAAUUCCCUGAGAAUCAUCUACUAGAUGUGGAAGCUUUAACAAAGUUCUGGAAGUCUAGUCCAAUGAAUCUCUCUUCGCAGAAUGGAAAUGAGAAAGUGGAUACGACACAUGAAGAGAAAAUUCAGAAACUUGUGAAAACCGGAAGAGAUGCUUUACAAGCGUAUUUUGACACAAUAUUUCCAUCGGAUGAUUUAGAACAGUGUCUCCAAGAUCACAAGACUCAUCUAACAAAGGGACAAUUCAAAUUCACGGAAGAUCAGAUAGAAACUGUUUACCCAGCAGGUUGUAGUUCAAAAGUCAUGUCUACGUCGUUUGAUGUUCCAAUCAUGUACAAACUUUUGAGGAACUUUGGCGACAAUGUACCUCCCCCGACUAGAGACUGGGGAAAGGAACCAGCGGUUGGACAGAAAACGAAUGGAGAUGAUAUCGAGAGAAUCCGAAAGUUCAGGAAUAUGAGUGCACAUGGUAAACUGACUGAAAACUGUAUGGAUGGGGAAGAUUUCAGACUUUACUGGGAGGAGUUGGCACAGGCAAUAAUGAGACUUACAAAUGGUUCAUUCAAGAGUAGAAUUGAUGCAAUUCCUCGUUAGUCUCAAAAGGAUCCCACACAGCCAAACGUUCACCAAACCAAUACUUGGAUACAAUUGUCAGACUAUUUCGUUGUUAUCAUAGAAGAAAUACCCUUGAUCCGUGGACUCUACUUGUGGCGUCAUAGCUUAAAAUUAUUCUUUUAUUUGAAUUUAAUGGCCAAUGAAUAUUCUGAUGGUUUAUGGGAUAUACAAGGCGUUGGACAUUUUCAUGAUAUUUUGAAAAUUAAGAAAUAUAUCUCUGUGGGUGCACUAUAGCGAAGCGAGUACUUAGACUAUCAACAAACAAAAAAAACCUUACACAUUUGAUUGUUUAUUACAAAAUACACUGCCCUUAAUUAGAUCGAUAAGAUAUAUUGAAAUUGAUUUAUACUACUCUUUGCUCGUCGAUAUGGAAUCCUUGUGCCGGGGGUGCUAAGGGAUAAAAGAACCAAAAUGGAAUAAAGUGUUUGAUGUUAAAUAUAUCAUUUUCAUACGGAAAAGAGUUGUAUGAUUGUAUCAUGUACCUAUGAAUUACGUGAUGAAAAAUAAUAAGGAUAAACAAGUGACAGUGCUCUAGAUGACAGAGAACGUACUUUUAAAUGUGUUCAUGGCAACUUCCUAAUGAAGGGUUGGAUAUAACUUUUGAAAUUUGAUAUUUCUUGGAAAUCUAUUGUUCCCGGUUUUAUAAAUGCACUCUCAAGCAUCAAUAUCAUCUUGAAUUUUUCAUGAUCAUAGACAUGGUUUACAAUCCACAGGUACAUGUAUAACAUGGAUACGCAAUCUAUAACGUAAAUUAAAAGUAGUUUGAUGUUUUGUCGUAUAUUGCUAACUUGUGUACUGUGAAAAGGUGUGAAAACUGCAUAUAAUAGCACUGUUCGUUAUCUUCGCCUUUCAUGCAUCAUAAUUUUUCAACAUGUUUGUGAGCAUAUUUACAUGUACAUUUAGUUGUAACAUAAAAUCAUGCUGAUAAUGGUUGUAUUUAGCAAUGUUUUAAUGCAUUUCCUCAAUGGAAUUAUAUAGCAUAUAUUUUAGAAUCCUACAGAGUGUAUGAGUAGAUGACGAAUAGUCACUUCCGAUAGAGAAUAAAGGAAGUUGAUUAUAAACACCGUAUGCAUUCGAAACCAUGUUUUAUAGAGUUCAACUUAAACUGCUGUUAAAGAAAUAAUGUGACUUUGCGAUAUUUGACGAAAUAAAAACAUUGAAAUUAUUA